AUGUCCUCAAGCAAAGGUCCAGGAGAGAAGUACGGCGAACCCAAAGUCAACGUCGAUCCCUCCAUGAGGAGCGAUGAAGAUGUCACGGAAGGGUCUAUUGCCGAUGUGACUGCUGGAUCGCAGGCCUUGCAUCGAAGUUUGCGAGGACCAGAAGUUCAGCUGUUUGCCAUUGGCGGCGCAAUCGGUACCUCUCUGUACGUCCAAAUGGGUUCCGCCUUGCCAAAAGGAGGUCCAGCAGGACUCUUGAUAGCAUUCCUCAUCUGGGGCGGUGUCAUGUGGGCUGUCAAUGAAUGUUUCGCCGAGAUGGUCACAUACGCUCCAGUUCCUUCGCCAUUCAUCCGGUUCGGGAGCGAAUGGGUCGACGGCGCUCUGGGAUUCGCUAUGGCCUGGAAUUUCUUCCUGAAUAUGGCGAUCCUGGUACCUUUCGAGCUCGUGGCCCUCAAUAUCAUGAUACACUUCUGGACCGACAAGAUACCCGUGGAAGCGAUCAUUGUGGCGAUGAUACUUCUCUACGCUUUUCUGAAUGUGGUCACCGUACGAUACUUCGGAAUCUCGGAGUUCUACUUGUCAAUUGGCAAGGUAGUCCUGAUGGUGGGCCUGUUCUUCUUCACUUUCAUCACCAUGGUGGGCGGUAACCCCUUGCACGACGCCUAUGGCUUUCGAUACUGGAAUAAGCCUGGAGCCUUCAUCGAGUACAAUGCUGCUGGUGACACUGGUCGUUUCUUGGGCGUACUCUCCUGUGUCUAUCAAGCCAGCUUCUCAAUCACCGGUCCGGAAUACAUCUCCAUGGUAGCAGCUGAGACCGAGAACCCUCGCAAGAUACUGCCUCCGGCGUUCAAAUCUUUUGCCUGGCGCAUCCUCGUCUUCUUCGUCGGCUCCGCACUGUGCAUUGGGAUCGUCAUCCCGUCCGACAGCCCCACACUGCUGGCCAUCCUGAGCGGAGAGAUUUCGGGCAGUGGUACUGGCGCAGCAUCGCCCUAUGUCAUUGCAAUGCAGCGGCUCAAGAUCUCCGGCUUGCCUCACAUAGUCAACGCCCUGAUCUUGACGUCGAUAUUCAGCGCUGGUAAUGCACUUCUGUAUGCCGCAACACGCACCUUACACGGCAUGUCGCUCGAAGGCCACGCGCCACGCAUCUUCUCGCGGUGCACGAAGCGUGGUGUUCCUGUCUGGGCCCUCCUCUUCUCCCUCUCGUUCUGCUUACUGGCGUUCCUUCAGUCCAGUAGCUCGUCCGCGGCAGUCCUGGGAUACCUGGUCGUCCUGAUCACCUGCUGCCAGAUGCUGAACUACGGCUUUACGGCCCUUGCCUACCGACACUUCUACCUUAAUCUCCAAAAGCAGGGCAUCUCCAGAGACACACUACCGUACAAAGGACGGUUCCAGCCGUACACUAGCUACGUUGCGAUGGGUGGCCCUCUGUUCAUGAUCUUCGCCGGAGGGUACGAUGUCUUUCUGAAAGGCAACUGGAGCGUCAUGUGGUUCUUCCUGGACUACAGCAUGAUCGGGUUCUUCAUAGUUGCCUUCGUCGGCUGGAAGUUGAUAUUCAGAACCUCAUAUGUUCAACCUGGGACAGCGGAUCUGAGCUUGGGCGGGCUGAAAGACGAGAUCGACAAGUACGAAGAGACGUUUGUUCCACGGGAGCGCGGAAGAGUGUUCGGCAAGAUUGUUGGCAAGGUCUUCGAGUAG
This is a messenger RNA of Saxophila tyrrhenica, 1683 nucleotides long. RefSeq lists its product as uncharacterized. Gene Ontology annotation, biological process: amino acid transmembrane transport. Bases 1 to 1683 code for a protein of 560 amino acids. The record is from RefSeq and is a predicted model, not a curated record. Gene Ontology annotation, molecular function: amino acid transmembrane transporter activity. Lineage: Eukaryota; Fungi; Ascomycota; Dothideomycetes; Mycosphaerellales; Extremaceae. The transcript has 4 exons. Gene Ontology annotation, cellular component: membrane.